Messenger RNA from Ruditapes philippinarum (Manila clam), 1575 nucleotides. Its product is annotated as EGF-like domain-containing protein 2. The record is from RefSeq and is a predicted model, not a curated record. Lineage: Eukaryota; Metazoa; Mollusca; Bivalvia; Venerida; Veneridae.
CGGAAAUAGCAUGUCAAGGCGAAACUGCUAGUUACGCUCUGACGUUCCCGCCUGAAUUUAACGGAAGAGUUAUCCUUGUGAACGCUAGCUAUGAUUCAUCAAACGCCGCAUGUGAAUUCAAAGAGACGAAGGAUGUAACCAAGACAACGUAUAGUCUUACAGUGGAUAUUACAGACGAUGACUCUAAACAAGAUCCUUGCAAAAAGUCAAACCUGCAAAUAUUCGAUGAAACAAGCCGGACAUUCCAGGCAAUGAUCCUUGUAUAUUACACAGAGCAUUUGGAGACAAACAUAGACGAGAUUUUCAGAAUGAACUGUACACACAAUACAGAAAAUGGCGAAGUGUCCAUUGAUGUAAAAAACGUUAAUGUUGAUAAGGAUACCUUGGAUAAAAAUGAAGAGGAACAGCAAUAUGGACCUUUUGAAUUAGCCAUUACUGACGAUGAAAGCACUCCUAUUGAUAGCAGUAAGCCUAUCGAUGUUGGGGAUAACGUUUCCUUAGAUCUUUAUCCGCGUGCUAACUCAGGAUAUACCAAAGUGUUUUUUCAUACUUGCAUUGCCAACAAUACCUUGGAAGGCCCAGAUAACAGAACACUGCAGUUUCUUUAUAAAGGAUGUUCAACGUUAGAUGGAAUAGUCGUUUCAGCCAAUCAGGUGUCUAUAUCUAAAGCAGAAGCCGAGGUCACUAAAAAUGGCGUAUCUGUAUCUUUUAACGUCUUCAAAUUUAGUAGCUCAGACAAAAUCGGUGUCAUUUGCCUUGCAAGAGCUUGUAAAGUAGGCGACACAUCCUGUGAUUUGCCAACAAACUGUGCUGAAAUAAUGAAAGAGAAUCCUGCGGUCGAUGAAGGUGUAAAUGGUGACAAUGGUAAUGGAAAUGAAAACAAUAAUGAGAACGGUCAAAGCAGAAAAAAGAGAGCAGCAGAAAAUGAAGAGAACGAAGUAUCAAUAACUAAAGUGUUCACAGUUGGUGGGAGUAAACAGGAUAAAAAGAAUACCACAACUGAAAAUGAAGCUGAAGAGUAUGUUGACCCUGUAGAAGAAUGUUUAGCUAGAAUAGAGAUCACAGCUGUGGUUGCGGUGUUAAGUGCAGUUGUGUGCGUUCUUCUGAUCGUUUGCACCGUUUUAGCAUGUGUCAUUUUACGGAGAAGAGGGAAGCACAUAUCUACAUACGAUCGACCCGUUCUACAACCAACACCAGAUAGAUUUCAGAUUCCGCGCGCACAUGUGAACGAAUCGUAUGAAAUAAUGUAAACAAGUAGUUGCUUGGUUUAUAUUUCAUAGAUAUAAACGCAUGAAUAUUACUGACAAGGUCGGAAUUAUUGCCAAGAAUUAAAAAUUGUUGUUCAAAAUUCUGUAAAUAUUCAUAUCGGUCAAUCUUAAGUUUAUAUUAAAUAAUAUUGUAUUUCUUGCUAGAAAUGUUAGCAGAACUUCUUUUGCUUCUUUGAAUUAUUGAUUUAAUUUUCUUAAUUGUGUGUAGAGCGGUGAUGUUUUAAAUGUGUAUAUCCGAAUAUUUUUUUAUCUAUUUUAACCAUAUGAGCACACUAUUUUGAAAAUAUCUAAAAAAAUUUGCAUUGUU